AUGAGCGCGGCCAAGGACGCCGUCGGGCGCGAUCCCCAGCUCAACGAGGGGUGGUUCAACAACCACACCGUCUUCUUCAUCCCGCAGGCGCAGCGCGACGCCCUCACAGACCAGGCCUUUGCCCAGAACGAGGUCAUCUUCCAGCACGGCGGGCUGCGCGUGCUGGCGGCGCCGUGGAAGUACGCCUUCUGCUGCAAGAUCGACCGCCUCGCCGGUGGCGGUGUCGCCGCCGCGCAGAGUUAUGAUCUCUCGGACGCCGUGCACUAUCUGGCCCGGUACCUGGCUCAGCAAAAGUUGACGUCAGUGCCGCUGGCGACGGUGAAGCAAUGGUUCACGGGGUAUUCGCUGCGGUGGACUGCCAACAAUGACGGUGUGAUUAAGCGCCUCAAUGCGGCUUACAAGACCAAUGUAAAGUCGGGCUCCUGGAGCACAUGCUAUGACCUCGAGCUAACAGCCCCUCCUAGCUCGGCCAUUUACUUCGACAGUUAUCUGCCUAGCUCAAAAAGGCCCGAGCGGAUACAGCGCCUCAUCAAAUUGACUGGAGGCCUGAUCAGGUACCAAGUAGGGUUUCAAACGGGAGUGCCUAGAGCCAUCAACCCCCAUCGCAUUGGUGAAGCCAAUGUGGAUUUGUUUCCUGAUACAUGGCCAUCGGACAAGAAAGCAAGCUUGAGGCCGCCAGUCCCGCCCUUUCUCGUUCCCGCCGUCAUUGACGCGCUGAGAAACUCACCAAAAUUUGGGCCCUUGAUCAGCUUGGUUCCUGGAGAGGCAGAUGGCUUCUGCGCUCAGCAUGUCCGGGAACAUGGCGGAAUGGUUCUGACGUCUGAUUCCGACCUGUUGGCGUACCGACUGGGUGAAGCCGGUGGUGUCAUCUUCCUUACAGACAUUGAUGGCGAUAUGGAAAACCGGACGCUCAGUGCCCCUCAGUACCGCCUUGCGGAUCUCUGUAGACGGCUGUCCAUCAAACCGGAUACCGGCAUUCAGCACCUCGCUUUCGAGAUUAGCAGAGAUCCUCACUUGACGUUAGAACAGGCAGUUGAGAGGACAAAAAGGGGCGAGGCAGCCUCGGUGUCCGAAGAGGAAUAUUCCAAGUUUAUUAGCGAAUACCUCUCGCCAGAGGUGGCGUUGACGUCCGAAACAAACCAAGCGUCGGCCCUUGACCCACGGGUUUCCGAAAUCGCCCUCCGAUCACUCCAAACUUCAGGCAUUGUAACAUUUGCCUCAAAGGAUGACUCACCAUCUCAGGACCCCAAAGAUUCCAGACUGGAAAUGUAUUUGCCUUUUCUCCUCGAUUACCCGUCUCGGACAAGCGCAUGGGAAGCAAGCAAGCGCGUAAGACAACUGGCUUACGCAGUCUUGCUGUCCUGCCGGAAGAACGACAACAUACCGACAGUAUUCGAGAUGAGGAGGCUGCAGUCUAUAUCCUCAGGCUUGGAGAUUGAGGUCCCAGCGUCCAGUGAGAUUGACAGCCUGGGUACUUCACUGCUAGCUCUCGUUUCCAAAAUUGAGACGAGCAUGGGCAAACCUGAACUUAAAUGGGUAAUUCUGGCUAUUUACCAGGACAUUGUCAUGACCAUGGACCGUGAGGGUUAUCCCCUCAGUCUCGAGUUGCUUCGUCAAGACGCGAGGGGAAAGCUGGACCCAUGCUCAUGGGACUUCAUCCAUCUUCUGGCACAGGUCCAAGCGACUUACUACUCACUCAGGAUGCUUCACCAGAUCCUCGAGUUCUCAAAGCACCGCGCAGGGGCCCUGACAACAACACUGUCAGAGCUCUCGCAACUUCUGUCGCGGCUUCCGCCAUUGACAGACUUCCCCUCGCUGAGAACUUUCGAGGGGACCCUGUCGUCGGUGAGGGAGGAAGAGUGCCUCUCUUGUCUGGAGGCUCUCUGUGCAGACUUUGAGGAUGCCAUUUUCCUCAUCAAGUCUGUUCGGCAACCACAAAAUAGCAGGAAUUCGAAGAAAAGGAAAAACAUGGCGUCAGAUGAGGGUGAAAGCAAGCCCCGUCUGAGCAACCCCCGUUCGAACAAUCCAUUUGACCUCCUGGCGGGGACCGGGGACUAG
This is a messenger RNA of Chaetomium globosum CBS 148.51, 2058 nucleotides long. RefSeq lists its product as uncharacterized. Bases 1 to 2058 code for a protein of 685 amino acids. Lineage: Eukaryota; Fungi; Ascomycota; Sordariomycetes; Sordariales; Chaetomiaceae. The transcript is spliced from 2 exons. The record is from RefSeq and is a predicted model, not a curated record.